This is a messenger RNA of Dalotia coriaria, 1380 nucleotides long. RefSeq names its product NADH dehydrogenase (ubiquinone) subunit ND-42 (gene ND-42). Gene Ontology annotation, cellular component: cytoplasm. NCBI's taxonomy places the organism in Eukaryota, Metazoa, Arthropoda, Insecta, Coleoptera, Staphylinidae. The record is from RefSeq and is a predicted model, not a curated record. The coding region runs from base 72 to 1295 and encodes 407 amino acids. Gene Ontology annotation, biological process: mitochondrial electron transport, NADH to ubiquinone. The transcript is spliced from 5 exons.
AAACAGCUGUAACCUGAAAAUCUACGACCACAAAUCGAAAAUCAAAUAAUUGCCGUGUGCAAUCAAUUAAAAUGGCCUCAACUAUUCGCAUUGGUUUUGGGCGAAUUUUGUGCGUAUCGCCGAGCACUGCCACCGUGCACCACAUUGGCGCACGAUGCAUUUCUAGUAAAGCCACUAUGGCCCUUAACAAGAGGGAACCCAAGCCAGCUCCUUGGGACUAUAACAAAAAGUCCUACAAUUUUCUCCAUUCUUUGUAUGACAAAACAACGAAACGAUUUGAUGAGAACACUAAGGUGAUUGUUGUGGAAGGACCUUGUGCAGCUGGUAAAAGUGCUCUAGCUAAACAAUUGGCCACUGACCUCAACAUGAGCUACUAUCCUGAAGCCAAUCAGGAUAUGGUUUACAUCAAUGACUAUGGUUAUGACACAAGAAAGUUGGAUCCACAGAUCCCUGAGGAUUGCAGGUCUUUUGAUAUCAACAAUUUUUUGAUAAAUCCCAGGCAUCGUCUUACUGCUUGCUUCCAGAUUCUUCAAUAUUCUGUCAAAUAUUCCCAGUAUAUUGAUGCUCUGGCUCACCUCUUGAGCACUGGUCAAGGAGUGGUUCUCGACCGUUCACCAUACUCAGACUUUGUCUUUGUUGAAGCAAUGUACAAAGCUGGGUAUAUGUCGCGCGGUGCGCGCUCAGCAUACUAUGACAUUCGUAAAAAUUCAAUCGUUGAAUUGUUGAGACCACACCUGGUGGUCUACUUGGAUGUACCUGUACCCAAAGUGAUGGAAAACAUCAAAAAGAGGGCGCUUCCCUACGAAUGCAACUCACCGGCGUUGACAAAAGAGUAUUUGCAGUCGAUGGAAGACACCUACAAGCAACAGUAUCUGAGUGAAAUCAGCCGGGACGCAGAAUUGUUGGUGUACGAUUGGUCCAAUGGCGGUGACACCGAUGUCGUCAUCGAGGAUAUCGAACAAAUCGACUUCGACCGAUUUGAUGAACAGGACACGCAGAUGCGGGAUUGGCGUUUACGCCGCGAGGAAGAGUGGUCGAUGGUGCGCAACCAAUAUGCAGACAAAAAGGAAUACUUGAUGUGCCACUUGAAUGUGCCGAGAUUUGAUGUCCCCGAACUAGUCACGGAAGCUGAUGAUAUACUGGCUUACAGGAAUGUACUUGCAGAGACUCCCGGAAUGCGGUACCUUUCGGGAUUCGAUGCAGCUAUGGGCGAUGAGAAUAUUCUUUUCAAGAGUCCAAAACAUCGUGAAACUCUGCCGAAACGCGAACGUCGAACUGAUUUCUCGGGUAUUUAAUUCAACAAAUUUUUGUUAAAGCAAUUAUCAAUGUAAAUUUUAAACCUGUAUCUAAGUUAGUUCAAUAAAAAAAAACAAAUAAUUA